This is a messenger RNA of Lactuca saligna, 618 nucleotides long. The record is from the annotation of a GenBank genome assembly. NCBI's taxonomy places the organism in Eukaryota, Viridiplantae, Streptophyta, Magnoliopsida, Asterales, Asteraceae.
AUGCAGAGAUGGGUUAGGUCCCAAUUGUACUGCUACUCCACGGCUUCCCUGAGCUCUGGUACUCCUGGCGCCAUCAAAUCAUCUACCUCGCCGCCCACGGGUACCGAGCAGUCACCCCUGACCCCCGUGGCUAUGGAGACACCACCGGAGCACCUAUUGACGAUCCUACCAAGUUCACUACACUCCAUGUUGUCGGCGACAUGGUUGCACUCAUCGCCGCUCUUGGAACCAUGGGAAAUAGAAGUUGUGUUUGCGAGUCUUGGAACCAAGAAGGUUUUUGAGAAAUUCUUGACACAUCGUGAUCCUGAUCCGUUUUAUUUCCCUAAAGAUAAGCCCUUCGGAGCUUUUGUGACAACCCGAUAUUUCGAGACAAUGAAAUCUUUGUAUGAUACUCCUGUCAUCUUGCCAUUAUGGUUAUCCGAAGAAGAUGUUGAAUAUUACACCAAAAAGUUCGAGCAAAUUGGUUUCACAGGAGGAAUAAACUACUACCGAUGUUUUGACCUAAAGUACAAUGGGAAUUUCCUGUUUAAUAUGUUGGGAAAAUGGAAGGAAUCUGAAUACUUUGGUCAAUCUGUUCCAGUUGGUGGUCUUGCUUAUUAUGUUACCGCACCUUCUUAA